AUGAUUUUACGGAGCGUUUACUUUCUGGUCGCUGGACUCCUGUCCUUCGCCCUGGCCGAUGUCCUUGUCACCGGGCCCGUUGCGGGGGAUGCUAUUUCUGGACUUUCGUUGGACAUCGAGUGGAAGGACUCAGGGAAGACACCAAAGAUUGCAGACCUGGCAUCUUACCAGGUCUUUCUGUGCGCAGGUGGCAACACCGAUACGAACUUUGUCCAACUGGCAACACUUGUACAGAAUGGCGACUUCGCCGACGGAAAUACUGUCACCGUCACGUUGACCGCUGGCCUGGGUGCUGACGUGACAAACGCCUACUUCUUGAAGUUCAUUUCGGCAGCCACAGGUGGCACUGUCAUCAACUAUUCGGACCGGUUUUCUCUGAGGAGCAUGACAGGAACAUUUCCGGCAGCAGUACAAGCGGGUCUGAAAACGGUAACUGGUACGGCUGGCCCGGCAGAUGUCAACAAUAUUCAAGCUGCCCAAGCGGGAGACACACAAGACACUGCCCCAGCCAACGGAGCCUCAGAGUACGACGUUCCAUACACCCUGCAGACAGGGAGCAUUCGUUACGCGCCAAUGCCACCCCAGGCCCAGACCAAGAUCACAGCAAAGAACGCUUCUCCCCAAUGGCCAUCGAGUUCGUACACGGUCUACAAGACCAUUGCUGGAUCCCCAAACGCCGCCACUACCCAUACAGCAACGGUGACGUUCCAUACCUCGAGUAGAGAAGCGACAGUUGCCGCAGCUGGCCAGCCGAGUGACGCUGCAAUGCAAAAAUUCCUGAAUCGAUGGAAGGAUUAA
Messenger RNA from Capronia epimyces CBS 606.96, 798 nucleotides. RefSeq lists its product as uncharacterized. Gene Ontology annotation, biological process: fungal-type cell wall organization; cell wall biogenesis; (1->6)-beta-D-glucan biosynthetic process. Bases 1 to 798 code for a protein of 265 amino acids. The record is from RefSeq and is a predicted model, not a curated record. NCBI's taxonomy places the organism in Eukaryota, Fungi, Ascomycota, Eurotiomycetes, Chaetothyriales, Herpotrichiellaceae. The transcript is spliced from 3 exons. Gene Ontology annotation, cellular component: extracellular region.